AUGAAGAUUAAAAUUACUCAGCGAAUAAUAUAAAAAAUAAAUAUAUAAAUGCAAACUUCAAAAAUAAAUGCACAUUUAAAUUUUCAACAAAUUUUUGGUCUGCGACAGAAAGUGAAAAAGACAGCAAAUAGCAGUAGUUGUGGAUUGCGGUGUUAUAUCAGCUUUCGCUUGUUUUAUCGCAAAUAAAAAAAUUAUACAUCCUAUUGAUUAAACCAGUAACUUAUGAAUUAACAGCAUAGUCAUUAUUUAUGAGCAAGAUGGCUCUACUUCGUUUUGUAAUUGCAAGCGCAUUUAUCGUGCUUGCGGCGACUUCCUCUGUCCACGCUGAAGCCGAAAACCUGGAUGACGGGGUCACCGUUGAGACAGUAGAAGAAGAUGGCUACCAGACACCUCAAAUUGAUUCUAAAAAAGCAUACUUGGCGGAACAUUUUGAUGAUGAAGAGGCUUUUAAAAAGAAAUGGGUGAAAUCGGAGACCAAAAAGCAAGGAGUUGAUGAUACCAUUGCCAAAUAUGAUGGAAAAUGGGAGUUACAAACACCAGCAAGACGUUUACUUAAGGAUGACUUUGGACUGGUGCUUACAACAGAAGCCAAGCAUGCAGCGAUAUCAGCCUUACUCAACAGGCCAUUUGUGUUCAGUGAUAAGCCAUUAAUUGUGCAGUAUGAAGUCACUAUGCAGGAAGGCCAAAACUGUGGGGGCGCGUACUUAAAGCUUCUCUCCAAAGGCGUCAACACCCGGAAUGAUCUUAAACAAUUCCAUGACCAAACUCCAUACACAAUUAUGUUCGGACCAGACAAGUGCGGCAAUGACAACAAACUGCACUUCAUCUUCAAACAUCAGAAUCCAAAGAAUGGUACUAUUGAGGAGAAACACGCCAAGAAACCUACUCAGCGGCUAGACGAUAUAUACAAAGACAAGGAGCCUCAUCUAUAUACAUUGAUCGUUCGUCCUGACAACACAUUCACAAUACUGGUGGACAAUAAGGAGGUCAAUUCCGGGUCUCUGUUAGAAGACUUCACCCCCGCAGUGAACCCACCAGAGGAGAUUGAUGACCCUAAUGAUAAGAAGCCAGAGGACUGGGAUGAGAGGGAAAAGAUUGUAGACCCCACAGCGACCAAACCAGAGGAUUGGGACGAAGAUGCGCCGGCGCAAAUAGUUGAUCCCAACGCGGUUAAACCAACAGGCUGGCUUGAUAAUGAACCGGAGAUGAUACCUGACCCCGACGCGGUGAAGCCAUCGGACUGGGAGGAGGAGAUGGACGGAGAGUGGGAAGCGCCUCUCGUGGACAACCCUUUGUGCAGCUCUGCCCCCGGCUGUGGCGAGUGGAAGGCGCCGCUCAUUGCCAACCCUAACUACAAGGGUGUAUGGCGGGCGCCAUUGAUCCCAAACCCCAACUACAAAGGCAAGUGGACCCCGCGACGCAUCCCAAACCCACAUUACUUCAACGACGAGCACCCAUUCCGGAUGACCACUAUUACCGCCGUUGGCUUUGAACUGUGGUCGAUGUCGCCUCAGCUGCUCUUCGACAACUUGAUCAUCACAGACGAUGAAGAGGUGGCCGCGGAGUGGGCCAGACAGACAUACACACUCAAACGGGACAGGAUUACUAGCCAGGCGAAAACCCUUUGGGGUAAAAUUCUGGCCGCCACUCAAUACAAGCCGGGCUAUUGGGCCAUGUACGCCUUGUACAGUGCAGUGCCCAUCACUCUCUACAUUGUUUACUUGCUGGGGAGAUCCAGAGAGCAAGACCCAGAAGUAGAAGACGUUAAGAAAACUGAUGCAGUAGUAGAGGACGACCCUCACCAAUCCGACGAGGAGAGAGAGGAAGAGAAGACAGAAGAGAGUGCCGAAAAAGAGAAACAGAGCAAGGCUGAUUUAGAGGGACCAGAUGAUACUCAAGAGAGCGCGCCAGUCAUCGACACGGAGGGCGCUGGUGAUGGACAAAGGAAACGGAAACCGCGUAAAGAAUAAUUUUCUCAUUGUAUUUCAUAAUCUACUGACUUAUGAUAUUUAAUUUUCUCUUAAAUUUCCUGAAAUUAUUUUGAAUCAGUGGACGGUGAAAUACUUUGUAGUUAGCGCGUCGCGUUAUUCUUUUGUCGAUUGCUUCUUAGAAAAAGUGUUCAGCUUUAGUUGGAGAUGGAUUCAGUGUGGGUGUGGUCACUAUAGCUAAAUUUAAUGUAUAUAUUUCUAAUAACAGUAUAAGUUCCUUAUGAUCUUUACUUCUAAACAGAACUGUUUCUUGUAGAAAAAUUACAUUUCUACGUCAAUAAAGAAAUUCUUCAUUAAAAAAUGUCUAAUUGCAAUGUUUUAUCAGAGUUAUAUCUGUCUCUUUUCAUCACAGUGUGAAUGCAUUUGGACAGAAAGAGACGAGUAGUACUUUAGUUAAGAGCGCAAUUAUAAUUUAUUGUUCAUGAAUUCAUAUCUAUAUCAUUACAUAAUAUAUUAAUUUUCAUGUCUGACCACAUUUAACUGUUUUUAGAGCGUAUUAUAAGUAAUUUAAGUUGUUUGGUAGACCGUAUAUUUAGUACAUAAUUAAGAUAUGUAUAUGAAAAAUAUAUUUACAAUAGGAAAUUUCGUCUACUAAUUUCGAUUCACUCUGUCUACCAAAGAAUUUUGAAACCAUAGAGCUCGAACAAUCUAGAGGGGAACAAAAAUAGCAGUGCUACUUUUGUGUGAAAAUUAACUGUGAUUUCACCUUGAAAAUUUUAGUUUUGUAUUUCAAAGCUAAUUGUUCAUUUGUCGCAUUUAUGUUAUAAGUACAUCGGGUAUGUAAUGUAAGGAGUUGUGUUUAAUGAAUAAAUUGCGUGUGAAUUGUGUUUCACCUUAUCACCACUAAUAAAUUAUUAAGAUUCAGUGUCUAAUAAUAUAGAACUUACUUCGGCUUAUAUUAAUUUUAAAUUCAUAGACAGAAAAAUCACAUUUUCGUUUAUAGUCUGUAACGCCUACAGAUUAACCGCAUUAAAACCUGUGGCGUAAAAAUGAAACGGGCUUAACUUUUAGAUUGCAAUAGCAAGACUAAAAGUGAGGGAAGUUACCCCUUUAUGUCACAGACAAUGCAAAUAAUAAUCGGGUUGCCAGUCAUAGACACACCACAGAUGAAAUUUAUUAUCGUUUUUACUUCAAAUAUUUUUUUUGAGGUAGUCUACGAUACAUAAGCACGAAUAAUAUACAAUUUCUGUUAUAUAUUAUAUAACCUGGCAGCUUAUGUGUGAAUGUAGAUUUCAGUAAUGUGUCUGGCAACUUAACCUAUUUAGUCUGUUUGCUCCAUAGAUUAAAACAAUUUUAUGUCUGAAUUAAUAAUUUAAAUAAAGUAUUAUGUAUCAACGAAAGGUUUAAAGUAUUUUAUAUUGUAUGUACGUGUGUGAUAGGUACGUUAAUGGACUGUAAUUUACAUGAAUAAAUUAUUUAUAAAA
Molecule: messenger RNA, 3412 nt
Organism: Pieris napi
Lineage: Eukaryota; Metazoa; Arthropoda; Insecta; Lepidoptera; Pieridae
Gene: Cnx99A
Product: calnexin
Exons: 13
Coding region: 249-1970 (573 amino acids)
Biological process (GO): protein folding
Cellular component (GO): endoplasmic reticulum membrane; endoplasmic reticulum
Molecular function (GO): calcium ion binding
Source: RefSeq, a predicted model, not a curated record